UCUUCAUUACAUUCAUUACAGUUUCAAAGAAGAUGGAUUCCCAGAAGAUGGAUUCUCAGAAGAUGAACUACCAAGCUGGAGAGGCCGCAGGCCAAGCUCAGGAAAAGGCUAACAACUUGAUGGACAUGGCUAGCAAUGCUGCUCAGUCUGCUAAAGAAACCAUACAAGAGGCUGGUCAACAGGUGAUGGCAGGUGCCCAAGGAGCUGCUGAUGCUGUUAAGAAUGCAACUGGCUUGAACAAGAAGUGAAAUGUUAAGCGGGAUGGAUCUUGAUCAUCCAGAUUAACUUAGUUUUUGUUUUUUAAUCUUG
This is a messenger RNA of Abrus precatorius (Indian licorice), 309 nucleotides long. Its product is annotated as stress-induced protein KIN2-like. The transcript is spliced from 3 exons. Bases 33 to 248 code for a protein of 71 amino acids. The record is from RefSeq and is a predicted model, not a curated record. Lineage: Eukaryota; Viridiplantae; Streptophyta; Magnoliopsida; Fabales; Fabaceae.